AUGUCAACUGAAACAAACAACACUGACUUACAACAAUAUCAAAUUGCAAUAAAAAUUGCAGAGGCGCACAUUAAAUUGCUUUCCCAACGUCCUAUUGAAGAAACAAUGGCUUCUUUAACAGAAUUCGAGCAAUUGAAAUUCAAAACUACAAUGGCAUACGCUCUGACGACUCUUCAAAUGUGCUAUUUAAAGGCCAAAGGAGAGAACAUUGAUUCUCAUCCAAACAAACAUUACUUAGAAAAACUUCAAGCUCUAUAUUCCAAGAUUGAUAAAUACAUUGAUUCCCCAAGCAAAUGA
Molecule: messenger RNA, 297 nt
Organism: Trichomonas vaginalis G3
Lineage: Eukaryota; Parabasalia; Trichomonadida; Trichomonadidae
Product: maturation of 5.8S rRNA
Exons: 1
Coding region: 1-297 (98 amino acids)
Biological process (GO): maturation of 5.8S rRNA; regulation of gene expression
Cellular component (GO): exosome (RNase complex); nucleolus
Molecular function (GO): DNA binding; RNA binding
Source: RefSeq, a predicted model, not a curated record